Aspergillus glaucus CBS 516.65 is the source of this 765-nucleotide messenger RNA. RefSeq lists its product as uncharacterized. The transcript is spliced from 3 exons. Lineage: Eukaryota; Fungi; Ascomycota; Eurotiomycetes; Eurotiales; Aspergillaceae. The record is from RefSeq and is a predicted model, not a curated record. Bases 1 to 765 code for a protein of 254 amino acids.
AUGACCGGCUCCCUCUCUAUCGCCACGUGCGCCAUCUACGCCGUCUUGAUUAUUCCAGUUUUGUACUUGCUUGUCAGACAUGCACGCUUUGGCUUGGCUGGAUGGCUUUUGCUGUCGAUUUUUUGCGUCAUCCGGAUUGUCGGUGGUGCUUUGGAGAUCAGCAAUACUGGCACUGCUGCCGGCAUCAUCUCCAGCGUGGGACUCUCACCUCUGCUGCUAGCAACAAAUGGCAUCCUACAUGAAGCGAGAACAUACCGCAUCCGCACUGUAGGCUGGAAAGCCCCCGUGAUCUUCGAAUUCUUCGUGCAUGGUCUGGUAGCCGCCGGGGUCGUCCUUACGGCCAUCGGAUCUUCUAAACUCCAGCGCCUUGACGAGCCAAUCGACAAUGCUGAGCAGAUGGUCAAGGUGGGGAUUGCUCUUUUGACUGCUGCAUGGGGGAUACUGGUCGGGCUGGCUGGACUGUCUUUUGCCGCACCACGGGCAAAGUAUGGCGCCGUCGUACGCGCAGGGACAAUACUGGUCACCUCCGUCUGCCUAGCCCUCGUCUUCAUUGGUAUCCGCGUCUUGUACACUCUUAUCGUCCUGUGUACACAGAAAGUAUCUUUCACCCUGGACUACGGUACCCUUGCACUCCGCGUUGUGCUCAGCUUCCUGCCCGAGGUGAUCGCGGUGAUCAUCUACAUCUGCGCGGGUAUUAUGACGCAGUCGGCAGCGAGCAAGCUGGCUAAUGAUGAGCUGGAGGAUUCGUCGGCUCGGAGUGCGUGA